Molecule: messenger RNA, 1557 nt
Organism: Fulvia fulva
Lineage: Eukaryota; Fungi; Ascomycota; Dothideomycetes; Mycosphaerellales; Mycosphaerellaceae
Exons: 1
Coding region: 1-1557 (518 amino acids)
Source: RefSeq, a predicted model, not a curated record
AUGUGUGCGCUUAAGCUGAUCAGUACGGAGAAGAUUGAUACACUAGUCGCGCAAUCAGAACACCGCGUAGAAGCUCGGGGGCCACAACCGGAAACCCAAGAUUCGCUUACUUCCAAGUGCAUCGAUCCCGAGCUUAGGAAAAAGCGUAGGCGGACUGCUGGCGCGUUCGUCUUUAGCGAAGCAGAAAAGCGUAAUGCUGAGUGUCAGUCCGGACAAUUCCAACGAAAGUCGCGACAGGAUUCGAACUGCCGAACACAACGAGUGUCAGAGCAAGACCCAAUUGAGUUUUGGGCUAGGACUGGACAGUGGCUAAAGGGCUUCAGUCAGAUGAGUGGAUCAGAGAUUGAUGGCGCAAACAAACGGCGUCGGUCCAGCACACCAAGUUACUCGAGCCGUGCAAGAGAUGGAAGUGUCCCCCCCGCCUAUACAGCUGCGUACGAGGAAGAGCUGCGACGGUAUGGUAUAAUGUUUAACGAUCUGACCACGAAGGAUUCAGUGACCACACAGAGCAAAGAGAUGUGUCAGGCCUUAUUAGACGUCCACGACCUUACCCCAGCUUACAACUCUUGCUCUGAGGAGACAUAUAUCAGACUGUUCCAACGAGCGAGCAAAUGCGGCGAGGAAAGGAUCCGCCGCGACCUCACACCUCAUAUCGUGCCGUCAGCGGAGUUGUUGUACGUGGUCGAUCGAGAUGCUGCCUUGCAAAAUGUGCGGGAAGAAUUAUCCGGGGACUGGACAAGAUGCGGUCUGCUUGGCGGCACGCAGCUACGACCUGACUACGCCUAUGGCCUGUCAUCGGCAACAUUCAGCGAAGAGGAGCGCAGCAAGCUGGAGAAUUACACAAGCAUCAACAACCCUACUAAGUUCACGGAUUCCAUGUACUUCCCAUUCCUCUUAUGCGAGGCCAAGUGCGGGAAGAAGAACAUCAAUGACGCGGACCGACAGAAUGUCCACAGUGCCAGCAUCGCCGUGAAUGCGAUCAUCCAGCUCUGCCGUGUUACCGGCGAAUUCCAUGCGCAAAGGCUUAGCGGUCAAAUCCUUGUGUUUAGCAUCUCGCACGAUAAUGAGAGGGUCAAGAUCUACGGUCACUUCCCUCUCAUAAGGGAUGGUUGUAUCACGUUUCACCGAUAUUAUGUCCACGACUACAGCCUAGACGGUCACGGUGGUCGCGACAGAAACACCGGUACCAACUUCACCCGUGCUGUUUACCGCACUUUCUAUCCCCAGCAUCUGCGGAGAAUCCAAGAAGCUGUCGCGCGUCUACCAGACCCACGACACUCUUCCAUGAUCUCAGAGGCUAGCGUUGGGGAAGGAGAGACACAGGCAAGCGAACAGUCUUCGCAAAAGAGGGACAUAACGUCCAGGCCACCACUUCGACGAGCCAAAAGUCGCGGGAGCCAAGGCGAGUUGACUUUGAUGAAACAGCAGAUGUCGAAGAUGGAACAAAUGUACAAGGAUCAGAUAAACCAACAGCAAAAGCAAAUGGAGAAGCAGAAGGAUGAUAGCCGCAGGCAGAUGGAGCAGCAGAAGGAGGACAGCCGCAGGCAGAUGGAGUAG